Messenger RNA from Acanthocheilonema viteae, 1752 nucleotides. The record is from the annotation of a GenBank genome assembly. Lineage: Eukaryota; Metazoa; Nematoda; Chromadorea; Rhabditida; Onchocercidae.
AUGAUGGCGGAUGCGGCAACAGCUCAUGUGCUAUUCGAUGAAUUUGGACAGCCGUUUAUAUUGCUACGUGAUCAGGAGAAGCAGAAGCGUUUAACUGGUACUGAGGCAUUGAAGAGUCAUAUUUUGGCCGCACGUGCGGUAGUGAGCACGUUGAAAUCAUCCUUGGGACCACUUGGUUUGGAUAAGAUGCUUGUUUCGGGUGAUGGUGACGUGACAAUUACGAAUGAUGGUGCGACAAUUAUGGAAAAGAUGGAUGUUGAACAUCAUGUAGCUCGCCUCAUGGUUGAAUUAUCAAAAAGUCAGGAUGACGAAAUAGGCGACGGUACAACGGGUGUAGUCGUUUUGGCUGGUGCAUUACUGGAACAAGCAGAAGAUUUGCUUGAUAAAGGCAUCCAUCCGAUUAAAAUAGCAGAUGGAUUUGAUAUGGCAUGCAAGAAGGCAUUGGCAACAUUGGAAAAUAUUGCACAAUCAUUUCCCAUACAUAAUCGUGAACUGCUUAUUGAAUCAGCUAUUACUGCUUUGGGUUCAAAAAUCGUCAAUCGUUGCAUGCGACGACUUGCGGAAAUUGCCGUUGAUGCUGUAUUGUCAGUAGCAGAUUUAGAAAAGAAAGAUGUCGAUUUUGAACUAAUCAAAAUUGAAGGAAAAGUAGGAGGUCGAUUGGAAGAUACAUGCUUGGUGAAGGGAGUUGUUAUUGAUAAAACGAUGAGCCAUCCUCAGAUGCCAAAGGAACUAACUGAUGCAAAAAUUGCAAUACUUACUUGUCCAUUUGAACCACCGAAGCCGAAAACAAAGCACAAGCUCGACAUUACUUCAACUGCAGAUUUUCAAAGUCUACGAGAAUAUGAGCGGAUAACUUUCGAAAAAAUGAUAGGCCAAGUCAAAGAGAGUGGUGCUACUUUAGCAAUUUGCCAGUGGGGCUUCGAUGACGAAGCCAAUCAUCUUCUACUUGCUCACAAUCUUCCAGCAGUUCGGUGGGUUGGUGGACCCGAAAUUGAAUUAAUUGCUAUUGCAACUGAUGGCCGCAUUGUUCCACGUUUUGCGGAACUUAAACCUGAAAAACUAGGAAAAGCUGGAAGAGUUCGAGAGAUGGCAUUCGGAACUGCUAAGGCAAAUUUUAUUUCAUGUUAUGUUGCCAUUUACAGUGAACAGGAAAUAUUUUGCAUUGAAAUUGUGAUUGGAAGUACAUUUAUUGUGCAUGCAUUGCGAGCAGCACAUAACCGCAUGGAUCGUAUGCUCUGUAUCGAAGAAUGCCCUAAUAAUCGCGCCGUUACGGUUUUUAUUCGAGGUGGUAACAAAUUGAUGAUUGAGGAAUCAAAACGGUGUUUGCAUGAUGCUCUUUGUGUUGUUCGCAAUUUGAUCAGAGAUAAUCGAAUUGUUUACGGUGGUGGAGCGGCAGAAAUUUCUUGUUCUCUUGCUGUCGCAGAAGAAGCAGAUAAAAUUGAGAGUAUUGAGCAGUAUGCUUUUCGGGCUUUUGCGGAUGCUCUGGAAAGUAUUCCUAUGGCAUUGGCUGAAAAUUCAGGCCUUUCUUCAAUCGAUACAGUAACAGAUAUCAAGGCAAAGCAGAUCCAACAGUCUAAUCCAAGACUGGGCGUCGAUUGUCUAUCUGUUGGCACUAACGAUAUGGAAAAACAAAAGGUAAUGGAGACAUUGUUAUCGAAAAAAGCACAAAUAUCUCUUGCGACACAGGUAGUACGUAUGAUCCUGAAAAUCGAUGAUGUCCGAGUUCCGGAGUCCGAAGAACAGAGAAUGUGA